Molecule: messenger RNA, 896 nt
Organism: Strongylocentrotus purpuratus (purple sea urchin)
Lineage: Eukaryota; Metazoa; Echinodermata; Echinoidea; Camarodonta; Strongylocentrotidae
Exons: 5
Coding region: 159-896 (245 amino acids)
Molecular function (GO): protein binding
Source: RefSeq, a predicted model, not a curated record
UCCCCUCGGAAUCAGCAGAAUGCAGGAGUGGAGUGACUCAUUAUACGAUAUACUAUGCUGCCACUGGAUCAACUUCUUCAAACAUUAUUUUUGUUUCUCGUGACACUAGGUCCUACUUGAUAAGAGGGUUAGAAACCUAUUUGGACUAUAUCAUCCAAAUGACUGCAUCAAAUAAAGACGAUGAGAGUGAUAGGGGCAGUGAAACUGUCAUAAAAACACUUGAAGAAGUCGCACCUGCUCCUAUCAAUGUGGCUAAUCUGCAGAGUACUGCAAGCUCCUUCACUUUGUCCUGGUCUACCCCUCUACCUUCUAACAUCAAUGGUAACAUCCAGAAGUAUAUCAUUCGCUACAAGCCAGCUGAUCCCACUGGUGAUGGUGACUAUAAGAUGGAGGAAGUACCGACCGGUGAAUUUGAAGUUGAACAUACCGUGAUGGAUCUACCCAGUGCAAUCAACUAUACAGUUCAGGUCCGAACUGUCAAUGGAGCUGGUUCUAGUAAUUGGUCCGAGCCAGUGUAUGCAAAGACCACCCUCUCAGGUACCAGGAUACCAGUAGGGGCUGUGAUAGGGGGUGUGAUUGUACCUCUCGUUAUCAUCGUAAUACUGAUAUUUACUGUGGUGAUGCUUAGAAGGAUCAAACAAAGACGUUUGAAGGAUGAACCAGCCGCAUCGCUACCAAACGCCGAACGUGAGACUUCUCCAAAGUAUGAGAACCCUGUGUUUGAUGACUCCCAGCAAGACCCCAAUAUCUACGAAGACCCGAAUGCUGACGACCAUACAUACCAAGAUCUUAAUACAGAUACACCAAACUACCAGAAUCGUAUCGACCCCAACACCUAUCAAGAUCUUAAGAAACCCACCAGCAACAUAACCUAUCGAGAUGUAACAGAAAUAUAG